Anoplophora glabripennis (Asian longhorned beetle) is the source of this 618-nucleotide messenger RNA. RefSeq names its product myristoylated alanine-rich C-kinase substrate-like. Bases 1 to 618 code for a protein of 205 amino acids. The transcript has a single exon. NCBI's taxonomy places the organism in Eukaryota, Metazoa, Arthropoda, Insecta, Coleoptera, Cerambycidae. The record is from RefSeq and is a predicted model, not a curated record.
AUGGAAGACAAAGAAAAGAAUAUCGUAAACGUACCAACAAAUCAAAAUAUCGAGCGCCCUGGCUCAGAGAAGGAUGCAAUGGAGGUAGGGGGGGCAAAUCCUGCCUCACCUGGUUCACCCUCGAAAGAGGAGGAACUACUAAAGUCCUCUGAAGGUGAAACCGAGGGGUCACAGGAAUGUGACUCCAUGGAUACAGCCGACAGAGAGACCAGAAAAAAGGAAAAGAGGAGAGAGAAAAGGAAUAAGGCUAGGGCAAAGAGAAGGAGGGAAGUGAGGGAGGCCAGGAAAGGGUUGCAAGGGACAUCAGACCCAGCGCGCCCAUCUGAGGCCCAACACUUCAUGUCGGCACCAGCGGAUAGCGGGCCAGGGACCAGUACCUCGAAAGAGGGGUUCGAAGGAACCAGCAACCGAGGGCCGGCAAAACCUCGAGGCCCUCAGGCAAGGCGGAAGUGGAGGGAGGACAAUAGGGAAGCCAAGAGGCGGUCCUUUGUUCUUCCCACUGCUCCAGCAGCGGUCAGGGAAGGGGGGCCGGGAGGUCCGAAAGGGCAGCCAGGCCCCUCGACCCAGACCAGCCAAAAAAGGUCGAGGGCGGAUAAAACAACACCGCCAGAGAGAUAG